Messenger RNA from Monascus purpureus, 432 nucleotides. The record is from the annotation of a GenBank genome assembly. Lineage: Eukaryota; Fungi; Ascomycota; Eurotiomycetes; Eurotiales; Aspergillaceae.
AUGUCGAUCUGGACGCCCUCCCAAACGAGAUUUUUGCUCGUUGUUCUCUACUCCUGGUCUUCUCGUGAGGGUUGCGUUGAGAGCCUUCCGACUGCUGGCGCAGACCCUCACAUCCGUGACGGCUGCGGUAACACAGUACCACGGUAUCUAGCCGACUGCAGUAACAUCAAUAGCGAUGGCUUGACUGAAUCUGGUCUUUACUCUGGCCUUAAUAUUGAGCUUCGUCAUGACGAUCGUCGCAGCUCCGCACCAAGGGAGCUGCUUUACAUGUUCCUCAAGCGCGGCGUUGAUGUCCGGGCGCGUAAUAAUGAGAGGCUUACGGCAACACUGGUCGCACAUGGUUGGAAAAAACUCGAAUGGUCUUACGGCAGUCUGUCGCAUAGAUCUCGACCUAUACGCGCCCAGGAUCAGGCCGACGCUGAGGCCCUAUGA